Messenger RNA from Symbiodinium sp. CCMP2592, 579 nucleotides. The record is from the annotation of a GenBank genome assembly. NCBI's taxonomy places the organism in Eukaryota, Dinophyceae, Suessiales, Symbiodiniaceae.
AUGGCGAUGUGGGGUCGAGGAGGUCGGGGAGACCUUGAUGGAGAGGAUCGCUGGUCCACCGGUGGUGGAGAUACCGGCUUGGAUGACUUGGUUGGCUUCGGGGACAUGAGGGGAGGAGCAGGCGGCCGUGGAGGUGAUCUGGGCUGGGGCGCCAGCGACCUGGCCGUGGGCCCCGGCGGCCGCGGGUUCGGUGCUCCGGCCUUCCACCGGGGCAGCGGCGCUGGCCUGGGCGGCCUGGGUGGCUUCGGAGGCGUCCACUUUGCGGAAGCUGAAAGUCAGGACGAGGAAUGGUGGGGAGGUUGGGAAGCAGAAGACGAAGGCGAGCUUGGCGAAUGGAAGUGGGCCAUGGUUGUUGUCAAAGAGGGGGAACACAAGAAGAAGACCGGGAUCGUCACGGUCAAGUGGAAGAGCAGCAGAACGACGUGGGAUCUUCCACCGAGGACUUAUGUGAGAAAUGCUACCAGAAGGCACUCAAGGUCGAAAGGUCUGUACAGUGGCUGCGGGCCAAUGAAGAUGAUUACGGAUGUCCGGAGCCCGUGGGAUUCUACACGACUUUCUUGCAGACUCAGCGCUUCAUGA